AUGGCAUGUCUGUUCUUGCCAACCUCGUUGCUUCUCAUCCCCGUCGCAGAGAUCGAGCGACAGUACGUCCACAAAAUGCUCCGCGAUCUACCUCUAGAAAUACUCACCCUGAUCUUCGAAGAUUUCGCACUGAAACCAUUGGAUGGAGACCUUGUGGAAGUAUGGCUCCAGGCUGGCACUUUGGAGCAUAUACUUACCGAUCACGUCCCUGAAGACAAGGACGAAGAGAGCUUUCCUACUAGUCCGUUCCUGGAGAUGAAACAUUUGGCAAAACUGGACAUUACAGCUCAGGAACGGGAGUCAUGGUUCUAUGCGCUGUCAGAUAUCCAAGAGGAUGCUGAUGUCGCCCUCUUGUUCACUUUGAUCACCCAUGUCGAGCACAUGGAGUUAGUGAUGCCGAAUUACGACUCUGAGGACUUCGCACGGCCUACUUCACCACCAAGUUUCAUAAAGACUCUGUCCUACCUUCGACAUCUGACUUCAGUACAUGUGUACCCACACUGGAACGACGAAUAUUUUUAUGAAUUGGACAACUUUGGUCUUGACCAUUAUCAGGGCUAUCCACUGUCUAUCGUUCUCCCUCUAUUAAGUCUGCAUUUCCUCUAUGCGGCAAGAUUCGAAUGGCCGUUUGAGGUGUACAUCCAAGAACAAGAUGGAUACACAUCCACACAGUCUUUCUCCACGACUCUCAAGAGCCUCCAAUCACACUCGUGCGCCGUUCAUCCUCGAAUCUUGGAGAAUCUGCUUAGCCGUUGCACUGUUCUGAAGACCCUUGGCUAUGAUAUACCAAAAUCAGACUGGAACUUACAGCACAUCAAGAAAAUCAUAUACUCACAUCACCACAGCUUGGAGAGUCUGAGCAUGAAACGCGACAUCUGGCAUGAGUGGGGCGUGAGCACCGAGCCUCGCGGUCUCACACUCAAAAACUCACCUUCUGCAUGCGCGCAAGCCUCUGGAUUUUUACAUAACUACGCUUCCCUCACGACCCUUGAUAGCAACGAGAGACUACUGCACAAACUCACUCCUGGCAUUAUGUCUCAAGACUUCCUCUCUAACCAACUGCAGCAUCUCCGUAUAUCCUUAUGCAGUGAUGGCAUUAUGCUACCACUCGAAAAGCUGCUACAGCAAGACUCAGAACUAAUCCGACAGCUAAAGUCCGUCAUGAUUGAUGACUGGGAGGCAGCGUACUAUUCAAAAUCAGCAGAACACAAUGAUAGGGUAAGACGUGACAGCAGUACUAGGGAGCAAGAAAGUGCGGACAGGAUGAAGAAAUUGGGUGGUGAGUUUACUACCGCAGGGAUCAAGUUUCCUGUGGAUCAUUACGAGAAGGUCGUAAGGCUAAUUGAACGUAUGCGGAGUUGUGAACAAGUGUCAGAGGCUCACUUCAGCUAUACUCGCAUCUCUCAUUCUCUCUUUCACCUUCAUGAUGCACUCUUUUCCUUGCUGUGUAAUCAAAAACUUCACAACAUGCAGCGAUCUCAACAUCUCUCCCAGCGUCGUCGAGAGCGUGAUAUCAUGCUUAUCGUGAUCGAUCCUCAAUAUCGAGAUCAUACAGGCGCUUCUUGUGUAGAGACAGUACCCGAGAAGGUCAAUAAGGAUUACUCGAAUCAUCGGCCAGAAGACACCUCAACCACACCAUCGUCGAGAAAUGGUCCGCCUCUGACCUCCUAG
Messenger RNA from Aureobasidium subglaciale EXF-2481, 1671 nucleotides. RefSeq lists its product as uncharacterized. Lineage: Eukaryota; Fungi; Ascomycota; Dothideomycetes; Dothideales; Saccotheciaceae. The record is from RefSeq and is a predicted model, not a curated record. The transcript has 6 exons. The coding region runs from base 1 to 1671 and encodes 556 amino acids.